Rhinocladiella mackenziei CBS 650.93 is the source of this 1845-nucleotide messenger RNA. RefSeq names its product hsp75-like protein. Gene Ontology annotation, molecular function: ATP hydrolysis activity; ATP binding; misfolded protein binding. Gene Ontology annotation, biological process: protein refolding; vesicle-mediated transport; cellular response to unfolded protein. The coding region runs from base 1 to 1845 and encodes 614 amino acids. NCBI's taxonomy places the organism in Eukaryota, Fungi, Ascomycota, Eurotiomycetes, Chaetothyriales, Herpotrichiellaceae. The transcript is spliced from 6 exons. Gene Ontology annotation, cellular component: cytosol; cytoplasm; plasma membrane. The record is from RefSeq and is a predicted model, not a curated record.
AUGUCGGACGAGGUUUACGAAGGUGCCAUCGGCAUCGAUCUCGGUACUACCUACUCCUGCGUUGCCAACUACGAGGGCACAAAUGUCGAGAUCAUCGCCAACGAGCAAGGAAGCUUCACUACCCCUUCGUUCGUCUCCUUCACCGAUGAAGAACGUCUCAUUGGCGAGGCUGCGAAGAAUCAGGCGGCCAUGAAUCCCGCGAAUACCAUCUUCGAUGUCAAGCGACUGAUCGGGCGACGAUUCGAUGAUCCGACUGUCAAGAAGGAUAUUGAAUCAUGGCCAUUCAAGGUUGUUGAUCAGGGUGGCAAUCCCAUGGUGCAAGUUGAAUACUUGAAGGAGACCAAGACCUUCUCUCCACAAGAAAUCUCCUCCAUGGUACUCAUGAAGAUGAAGGAAGUCGCAGAAACCAAACUCGGCAAAAAGGUCUCCAAGGCUGUUAUCACUGUUCCCGCCUACUUCAACGACAAUCAAAGACAAGCCACCAAGGAUGCCGGUGCCAUUGCCGGUCUCAACGUUCUCCGCAUCAUCAACGAGCCUACCGCGGCUGCUAUUGCCUACGGUCUCGGUUCUGGCAAGUCUGACAAGGAACGAAACGUUCUGAUCUAUGAUCUCGGUGGUGGCACUUUCGAUGUCUCCCUCUUGAACAUUCAAGGUGGUGUUUUCACUGUCAAGGCUACCGCAGGUGAUACCCACCUGGGAGGACAGGAUUUCGAUACCAACCUCCUUGAGCAUUUCAAGAAGGAGUUCCAAAGAAAGACCAAGAAAGAUCUUUCUGGGGACUCUCGUGCUCUCCGGAGACUUCGUACUGCUUGCGAACGCGCGAAGAGAACGUUGUCUAACGGUACUCAAACUACGAUCGAGAUUGAUUCACUUUUCGACGGCGAAGACUUCCACGCCCAGAUCACCCGUGCUCGUUUCGAAGACCUCAAUGCAAAGGCUUUCAGUGGAACCCUGGAGCCCGUCCAACAAGUCCUCAAAGACGCCAACAUUGACAAGUCCAAGGUGGACGAAAUUGUCCUCGUUGGGGGCUCUACUCGUAUUCCUCGUAUUCAAAAACUUCUCAGCGAUUUCUUCGAUGGCAAGAAGUUGGAGAAGAGCAUCAACCCUGAUGAAGCCGUUGCUUACGGCGCUGCUGUCCAAGCUGGUAUUCUUUCCGGCAAGGCUGCUUCCGCCGAAACCGCUGACCUCCUCUUGCUCGAUGUCGUCCCUCUCUCCCUUGGUGUCGCUAUGGAAGGCAAUAUUUUCGCCCCUGUCGUUCCUCGUGGUCAAACCGUCCCUACCAUCAAGAAGCGAACUUUUACUACUGUUGUCGACAACCAGCAAACCGUUCAAUUCCCUGUCUAUCAAGGUGAACGAACGAAUUGUGAGGACAACACUUCCCUUGGUGAAUUCACUCUUGCUCCUAUCCCACCCAUGAAAGCGGGUGACGCAGCCCUCGAGGUGGUUUUCGAAGUUGACGUCAAUGGCAUCCUCAAGGUCACAGCAACCGAGAAAUCAUCCGGCCGAAGUGCCAACAUUACCAUCUCCAAUGCCGUCGGCAAGCUCUCUACCUCUGAAAUCGAAAAGAUGGUUGAAGAUGCUGCCAAAUUCAAGACUAGCGACGAAGCCUUCACCAAGAAAUUUGAGGCCAAGCAACAACUCGAGUCAUAUAUCGGCCGUGUUGAGGAGUUAAUCUCGGAUCCUGGCUUAUCAAUGAAGAUGAAGCGUGGAAACAAGGCCAAGAUUGAGGAGGCCCUUAGUGAUGCCAUGCAACAACUCGAGGUUGAAGACUCGUCUCCUGAUGACCUGAAGAAAAAAGAAUUGGCCUUGAAAAGGGCCAUGACCAAGGCUAUGGCUACGAGAUAA